AUGAUGGAGGAGCGAGCGGCCGCCGCCGUCGCCGCCGCCGCCUCCCCCUGCCGCCCGCUCGGCUCCGGCGCGGGCCCCGGCCCGACGGGCGCCGUCCCGGCCUCCGCCCCCGCUCCCGGCCCCGGCCCCGGCCCGGCCGCUAAGGGGGGCGGCGGCGGCGGGGGCAGCCCGGGGCCCGCCGCGGCGGGGCCGGAGCCCCUGAGCCUGCCGGGCAUCCUGCACUUUAUCCAGCAUGAGUGGGCGCGCUUCGAGGCGGAGAAGGCCCGCUGGGAGGCCGAGCGCGCCGAGCUGCAGGCUCAGGUGGCUUUCCUCCAGGGAGAACGGAAAGGGCAAGAGAAUCUCAAGACGGACCUGGUGCGGCGGAUCAAGAUGCUAGAAUACGCGCUGAAGCAGGAGAGGGCUAAAUAUCAUAAACUGAAGUUUGGGACAGACCCGAACCAGGGCGAGAAGAAACCAGAACUGUCAGAACAAGUCUCCAAUGGGCCUGUGGAGUCGGUCACCCUGGAGAACAGCCCGCUGGUGUGGAAGGAGGGGCGGCAACUGCUUCGACAGUACCUGGAAGAGGUGGGCUACACGGACACCAUCCUGGACAUGCGGUCCAAGCGUGUGCGAUCUCUCCUGGGACGCUCGUUGGAGCUCAACGGGACGGUGGAGCCCAGCGAAGGGGGCCCCAGGGCCACACCAGGCCCCGGGGGGCUCAGCGGUGGGGAGUCACUGCUGGUGAAACAGAUCGAGGAACAGAUCAAGAGGAAUGCAGCGGGCAAAGACGGCAAAGAGCGCCUGGGCGGCUCGGUGCUGGAGCAGAUCCCCUUCCUGCAGAACUGUGAGGACGAAGACAGCGACGAGGACGACGAGCUGGACAGCGUGCAGCACAAGAAGCAGCGGGUGAAGCUGCCGGCCAAGACCCUGGUCCCUGAAAUGGAGGAUGAAGAUGAGGAGGACGACUCGGAGGACGCCAUCAACGAGUUCCAUUUCCUGGGCUCAGGAGAGGACGGGGAGGGCUCUCCGGACCCUCGGCGAUGCGCUGGAGAGGGGGCCCACCACGAGCUGGAAAGCCGGCGGGUCAAACUCCAGGGCAUUUUGGCCGACCUUCGGGAUGUGGAUGGACUGCCCCCCAAAGUGACAGGACCGCCUCCUGGCACACCCCAGCCCCGGCCACACGAAGACGUUUUCAUCAUGGACACUAUCGGGGGCGGGGAGGUGAGCCUGGGGGACUUGGCAGAUCUCACCGUCACCAAUGACAACGACCUCAGCUGCGACCUGUCUGACAGCAAAGACGCCUUUAAGAAGACGUGGAACCCCAAGUUCACCCUCCGGUCACACUACGACGGCAUCCGCUCCCUGGCUUUCCACCACGGCCAGUCGGCUCUGCUCACCGCGUCCGAGGACGGCACGCUCAAGCUCUGGAACCUGCAGAAGGCCGGCACCGCCAAGAAGAACGCUGCGCAGGACGUGGAGCCUAUCCAUGCCUUCCGGGCUCACAGGGGCCCCGUGUUGGCAGUAGCCAUGGGCAGCAACAGUGAAUACUGUUACAGCGGUGGGGCGGAUGCCCGCAUCCACAGCUGGAAGAUUCCAGACCUCAACAUGGACCCCUACGAUGGUUACGACCCGAGUGUGCUGAGCCACGUCCUGGAGGGCCACGGGGACGCUGUGUGGGGCCUGGCCUUCAGCCCCACCUCCCAGCGCCUCGCCUCCUGCUCCGCUGAUGGCACCAUCCGCAUCUGGGACCCCAGCAGCAGCAGCCCGGCCUGCCUCUGUACCUUCCCCACAGCCGGCGAUCACAGGAUCCCCACCUCCGUGGCCUUCACCAGCACCGAGCCUGCCCACAUCGUGGCCUCCUUCCGCUCCGGCGACACUGUCCUGUAUGACCUGGAGGCUGGCAGUGCCCUCCUCACGCUGGAGUCCCAGGGGAGCAGCGGCCCAACCCAGAUCAAUCAGGUGGUGAGUCACCCAAACCAGCCCCUCACCAUCACCGCCCACGACGACAGAGGCAUCCGCUUCCUGGACAACCGGACAGGGAAGUGCGUGCACUCCAUGGUGGCCCACCUGGAUGCUGUCACCUGCCUGGCCGUGGACCCCAAUGGCGUGUUCCUGAUGUCAGGAAGCCACGACUGCUCCCUGCGACUGUGGAGCCUGGACAACAAAACGUGUGUGCAGGAGAUCACGGCCCACCGCAAGAAGCACGAGGAGGCCAUCCACGCUGUCGCCUGCCACCCCAGCAAGGCCCUCAUCGCCAGUGCAGGCGCCGAUGCCCUGGCCAAGGUCUUCGUAUGA
Molecule: messenger RNA, 2274 nt
Organism: Pipistrellus nathusii (Nathusius's pipistrelle)
Lineage: Eukaryota; Metazoa; Chordata; Mammalia; Chiroptera; Vespertilionidae
Source: the annotation of a GenBank genome assembly